AUGUUAAGAACAAUUUCUCAACUGACUCCUGUAGUAGCACCAUUUCAAAUAUGGCUGAAACAUCAGCCAGUGUGUAGUUCAUAUAGUGUAGUUGGUUGUUACAGUAGUUCGUAUAACGAUUUAUCUCGUAUUACUACGCAUCGGUUUAAAUAUUGCGUGUUUUAUCUCUAUAAAGUUACGAGAAGAGAAUUUCAGCAGUCCAGUAAAACUGUCAUCACAUGCAGUCAGAUAAAAAAAGAAAAAAUGGCACCAACGCGUGUUAUUCUUUUUUCGUGUGGCAGUUAUAACCCUCCAACCAAUAUGCAUUUAAGAAUGUUUGAAAUUGCCAGAGAUCAUCUACAUAGAAUGGGCACGCAUAUUGUAGUUGGUGGAGUUAUAUCUCCAGUACAUGAUGCAUAUGCCAAAAAAGAACUAGCAAGUGCAACACACAGAUGUGCUAUGCUAAGAUUAGCCUUACAGAAUAAUGAUUGGAUUCGACUUAGUACUUGGGAAAUUAAACAAAAUGGUUGGUCAAGGACUAGAAUAACUUUACAAUACCAUCAAAAUUUAUUGAAUUCCAUGGUAUUUGAUUCAAACAAUAUUAAACAUAAUAUUCCAAUUGAAGAUCUGGAAUGGAUUCCAGAAAAUAUAAAAAAUAGUUCUGAUUGUACACCAAUUCAAAUUAAACUAUUAUGUGGUGCUGAUUUAUUAGAAAGUUUUGGAAUUUAUGAUCUUUGGAUGGAAGAAGAUAUUGAUGCUAUUGUUGGAGAACAUGGUCUUGUAGUUAUUACUAGGGAAGGUUCUAAUCCAAAUAAAUUUAUAUAUGAUUCAGACAUUCUUUCUAAACAUAUGCACAAUAUACACAUAGUAACUGAAUGGAUUCCAAAUGAAGUCAGUUCAAGUAAAAUAAGAAGAGCAUUAAAGCGAGGUGAAAGCGUCAGAUAUCUCUUACAAGAUGCUGUGAUUGAUUAUGUCUAUAAGCAAAGAAUUUAUGAUGCAAAGACAACAGCAUCAACAAUUAAGUUGGAACUGACCUCGCCCAAUGCGAAUAAUUACUUGACCAUUGAUUCCAAGUAUCAAAGCACCUUUCUCACGCCGUCGCCUAGCGACGUUACCAUGGAAUCCCCGAGUCCGAUUGAAAUUAUAUCCAUCGAUGUGCCUGACACUGUUCUGCGUAAGAAUAUGCAGAACGCAACGAAUGUGGCUUGUGUCACUUCACGUCACGUCGGCGGCCUCGAGGAGGCGCGCGAAAAAUUCAUUAGCGCUCUCGUCGCCGAAAAUGGUAACGCCAAACAUAUAACAACCGCGAAGGCCGCGUAUCCAGGUCUCGCGAAACAGAUCAUCGCCACCGAAACCGGCGAGUCGCAGAUCCUCGACGAGGUAGGUUUCGUUGACGAUGAUAGAAAGAUCAGGAAGGUGGUGAGGGUACAGCCCCGAUCGAGUCAGCUAGAAGAGGUGUCCUCAAGUGUCGCCACUUCGUCGAAAUGCGAGAACUUUGUUAAAAUUAAUGCGAGAUCAUCUAUCGAGACUAAAGAUAGUACGGAUAAAUCUUUACAAAUGAUUGACAAAGCUCGAGUCCAAUACGAUAUUAUCGAUGUAGGAUUAGGAGAUAAUAGUGGCAAGAAUCGCAAUGUUAAAUCUUUGAUUUCGUCUUCAACUGUUUCGUCUACGAAGAUAUCUGCUAUAAAAAAUGGUGGAAGACGCCAUGAAUGCGCCUUAUCCGAUUUCAGCGUGGAUAAAGAAGAUUACAGAUUGACAUGGUACGAUUUAGACGACGCAGCUGAAGAUGAAGUCCAAGAUGUAGAUGAAAAUUCUCGAUUAAGCAAGCAUAACUUUUUUGAGAAUCAACAGGAGAAUCUACAAUACAAAAGCCAACAAGCUGAUCGAAAGAACAGCGAUGAAGUUUAUGAUCAAGAUGGUUUUCCUAGCGAUAGUAUUCGAUGCUCAAAUACGCAAGUAUUAGUAGUGGUUAGUGCAAUGAUACAUAAUGCUUUCGAUAAAGAAGGAACGACAUUAAUUGUCGAAGAAAGUGGUGUACAGAAUAAAGGCGAGAUCACGAUAUACAAAGGUGAAUCAGAUGGAAGUAUCGACAAACUGAGUCUAUUGGUACAAUCGCCUGUUCCAUCUUCAGUGAGUGAUGAAAGCACCGUAAAAAUACAAGAAAUAAUCGAUGAUGGAACGGAAAUGACGAAAGAAAAUUCUGAUGACUCACUAGAUGAAAAAUCCUUGAAACGAGAUGUAAGCUUAGAAAUAGAUGGUAAGUAUAUAAAGUCUGUGGUGAAUGCUUGCAAAAGUCCUAGGAAAACAAAGAACGGUCAAAUACGAGUAUACACCAAUGAAAGUGAUGAGAAAUGGAUAAAAGAGAACGAAAAAGUGAAAAAAAAGAGUACCGAUUCAGGCACACAAUCGGAAGAAACAUUUUACAAAACUGUAUCAAAAUCAUCGUUGAAAUCAAGAAGUCCUAGAAAAGAAGGAAAAUCUCAUUUAAAUGGUCAGAAGAUGGCUAGCAAUUCGAGAAUUUACGAGUCCACAGUGAUCAGCGACGAAAAAAAUAAAAAAUCAAAACAGUAUGUGCCUUUGAAAGGAAGUUUGGAUUCGGUGAUCACUACAAACGAUUCUAGAACAAUUUCUAGAAGAAAAUCGAAAACUGAGGAAAUGUUUUCGAAAAAAUCAAAGAGUUACGAGUCCAUUAAAAAAAUGCAAGAGAUAUGUUAUGAAGAUCCAUCGAAAGCUGAUAGCACUUCUCAGUUAAUUACAGCAAACGAAUUAGACAUGCAAACGGAUGAAUUUUGCUCUGUCUGUUGCUAUGUAAACGAGUUAUCUCUAAGAACGGAGGAUGUCAUUGGAACAGAAGAAGUGAUUCUACGUUCUAAUUGUAGCUCCAUUGCUGACGAAGAUUCAACAGAAUGCGAUAUUUGUAGUUCUUGGAAUUUGCAAGAGUCUACUGAUACUAUAGAUCGAAAACUUGUUUCCUCGACAACUGAUUGCGACCAGCUGUGUGAAGUAUGCGAGAUCUGCAAUGAAAUCUGUGCCACGUUUAAUCCCGAUCAGGAAUCAAGAUCUUAUUCUAUAACCAGAGAAUCAAGAGAUUUGAUUCAAGGUCGGGCAUUUGAAUCUUUUUCGAGAAGUCUUCCAAAAGAUAGUUCCAGAAUCGGUGAUAGUAUUGCAACUGAUCCAUCAUUGGAUGAAGAUAGUUUCGAGAUCGAGAAUUGUGGUUUUCAAAGUGGAUCAGAAUCAUUAGUUCACCAAAUUGAUGAAAAACAAUUAUCCAAGUCUUUUAAUAUUUCAGAUUCGGCCGUUAUCAAGAAAAAAUCACGAGACAAAUAUUUUAUUCCUAAAGAUGAGUUGGCUAUUCUGACCAGUGGCUCUAGACGCAUAAAUCGUAAAGGAUCUUUAUUCAGAAAAAAACCAAUUGAAGAUUCAGUUAAUGUUACUCAGGACAAGAGACGUUACUCGUCAGUGGAUAAUCUUCAAUUAGCAAAAGUGUCCUCCAAAAGCAAUGAUAAAGUUUUUAGGCCUAAGAAUAACAAGUUGAUUGGAUCUGCAGACAAUAUACGUAUUUCCAGAAAUUCUAGAAGAUGUAAAUCAUUGCAGAGAUCAGCAGACAAUGUUCGAUACAUGGAUUCGUCCACAGAUAACUUAGAUUCCCUAGUGGAGAACCUAGGAAGGGAAGAUCUAAAUUGGAUGGAAAAGCCAAAGGUCAGAGACAACGAAACUGUAAAGAUGAUUCUGACCAAACAUGGCAUUAAGAUAAUCAGUGAGAAGGAAACUGCUCUGUAAUGAAAAAAAUAUAAUUUGUUUGAAAAAAAUCGCUCACAUUAGUUACAAAAAAAGUUACCAAAUAUAUAUUAUAUAUAGAACAUAAAAAUUAGUUCGAAUUUUCAUUAGGCCAACUGCAAAUUCUAGGAUGCAGACUUAUCGACACUCUUGUGAUAAUUCUGAUCGAUAUAACUUCGACAGAUACAAGAUUUUUCAUAUUAUAAUAGAGACCUAGUUAAUGAAUAUACGUAUCAAUAUA
This is a messenger RNA of Apis dorsata (giant honeybee), 3997 nucleotides long. RefSeq names its product nicotinamide/nicotinic acid mononucleotide adenylyltransferase 1 (gene Nmnat). Lineage: Eukaryota; Metazoa; Arthropoda; Insecta; Hymenoptera; Apidae. Gene Ontology annotation, biological process: NAD+ biosynthetic process. The transcript has 5 exons. Bases 1 to 3759 code for a protein of 1252 amino acids. The record is from RefSeq and is a predicted model, not a curated record. Gene Ontology annotation, molecular function: nicotinamide-nucleotide adenylyltransferase activity; nicotinate-nucleotide adenylyltransferase activity.